AUGCUCCUCUCCGCCGCCGCGGCAGCAGCCCUCUGCUGGCAAACUGCCUCCGCAGCACAACCCGGCGCGGCCCCGGCCGUCGCCGCCCCGAUGCGCGACCUGACCUGGGGCCAGCUCAACUUCCUCCACACGACCGACACCCACGGCUGGCACGGCGGCCACCUCCUCGAGCCCCAGUACUCCGCCGACUGGGGCGACUACGUCUCCUUCGCCUCCCACAUGCGCCGCAAGGCCGACGAGCAGGGCGCCGACCUCCUCGUAAUCGACACCGGCGACCGCGUCGAGGGCAACGGCCUCUACGACGCCUCCGCUCCCAAGGGCCUCUUCACCUACGACGUCUUCCGCGAGCAGACCGUCGACCUCAUCUGCACGGGCAACCACGAGCUGUACAUGGCCGACGCCGCCCAGCGCGAGCACGACAUCACCGUGCCGAACUACAAGGAGAACUACAUCGCUUCCAAUCUAGACUACAUCGACCCCAAGACGGGCGAGAGGGUGCCGCAGGCCCAGCGCUUCCGCCGGUUGAAGACAAAGAACCAGGGGCUCGACAUCAUCGCACUGGGCUUCCUGUUCGACUUCACCGGCAACGCGAACAACACCGUGGUCCAGCCGGUCGAGGACACGCUGAAGGAGGAGUGGUUCAAGAAGCUGAUUAGUGAGGAGAAGCCCGAUCUCUUCGUCGUCAUCGGGCACGUUGGUCUGCGAAUGCCCGAGUUCAAGAAGAUCUUCACCGCCAUCCGCAAGGAGAACUGGAAUGCACCGAUCGCCUUCUUCGGCGGCCACGCACACGUCCGCGACGCCCUCACGUUCGACAAGGACGCAUUUGCGAUGGCGAGUGGACGGUACUUCGAGACGAUUGGGUGGAUGUCGAUUGACAACAUCAAGAAAGCCAAGUCUACCGACGAGGUUUCUACCGCGGCCGUUUCGUGGUCGAGGAAGUACAUCGACAACAACCUGUUCGGUCUACACCACCACACCGGCCUCAACGAGACGACCUUCCCGACCGAGCACGGAAAGAACGUCACCAAGAUGAUCGAGAAGGCCCGCAAGGCGCUCGACCUGGACUACAAGUACGGCUGCGCGCCGAAAGACCUAUGGAUGAACCGCGCCGAGUACCCCAGCGACAACAGUAUCUACACCUGGCUUGAGAAGGAGGUGCUUCCGAAGGUCAUCCACAACAAGGACAGAAAGGAUGUACCCCGCCUGGCGAUCGUCAACACGGGCGGCAUCCGCUUCGACAUCUUCAAGGGGGCCUUCACCAAGGACAGCACAUUCAUUGUGUCACCCUUCACCAGCGCCUUCAAGUACAUCCCUGACGUCCCCUACCCCGUAGCGAAGAAGGUUCUCGAGCUGCUCAACUCGGCCGGCAAGAUCUUCGAAGCGGAGGCGACGCACGACGCGCGCUUCAUGAGCAUCCCCGAGAUGAUGUACCCCAAGGACGACAUCAUGAUGACCAAGGCCGAGGCCGAGGAGGCCGAGGAGCCCCGCCGCCUCGAGCUCCGUUCCGAACAACACCGCCUGGCGGGCGAGGAUAAGUCCAAGCCUGACCUCGUCAGCGGGUACACCACCAAGGACGACAUCGGCACCGACGGCGACGACACGGAGCACGCGCCCCUCACCUUCUACCCCGUCCCCAACUGCAUCCAGACCGCGAUCGACUUCCCCAAGGAGGGCGAGCCGGAAAAGGUCGACCUCGUCUUCAUCGACUUCAUCCUGCAGUGGGUCAUCGUCGCCCUCAAGUUCAGCGGGGGCGACUACAGCGACAAGGACGUGCUCACGUACUCCGACGAGACCCUCACGUACAAGAUGGGCGAGUGGAUCAAGGAGAACUGGAAGGGCGAGUGCUGA
Molecule: messenger RNA, 1848 nt
Organism: Colletotrichum karsti
Lineage: Eukaryota; Fungi; Ascomycota; Sordariomycetes; Glomerellales; Glomerellaceae
Product: ser thr protein phosphatase family
Exons: 1
Coding region: 1-1848 (615 amino acids)
Biological process (GO): nucleotide catabolic process
Cellular component (GO): cytosol
Molecular function (GO): hydrolase activity
Source: RefSeq, a predicted model, not a curated record